Arachis stenosperma is the source of this 1108-nucleotide messenger RNA. RefSeq lists its product as uncharacterized. The record is from RefSeq and is a predicted model, not a curated record. The transcript has 6 exons. The coding region runs from base 244 to 981 and encodes 245 amino acids. NCBI's taxonomy places the organism in Eukaryota, Viridiplantae, Streptophyta, Magnoliopsida, Fabales, Fabaceae. Gene Ontology annotation, molecular function: mRNA binding.
UCUUAACCAACAAACAAUGGAUAUAGGCCUGUAAACAAACGCAGGGCCCACCUAGAACCCCGAAGAAAUUUCCAGAGCAAUCUGGAACAACCACCAGAGAAGUAUCAUUGUCCAACGGAAUCGGAAACCCCUAACGCAACUACCACCGCAAAAUCGAAAGCGCCACCAUUUUCAAUUCUCAAUUCAUUUGAAUCACAGUUCAAAAGCUCCAUUCGAAGCUGUGAUUCGUUAGAUUUUAUUUUCAUGGCUGCAUCGUCUUCCUCAGCAUCGCAAUCGCAUUUCACCUAUUCCAACGCCCCUACCUACUUCCCCGUUCCUUUCCACCUCCAGCAAUCCGCCGCCACACCGGCGCAUUACGCCGCUGCGGUGUACGCUGCGGCUCCCGCAGUACAAAUCCCUUCGCUUCCGGUCAUCGGCCCUGUCCCUCCGGCUCCGGUUUCUGGCGUGUACUCCUUACCGCAAUAUCCGUCGCAGCAGUUGUUUGAGAGGGAUGCGCAGAUAAUAACGCCGGAGGCGCUGGAGAGCGUGAAGGCGGCGAUUGCGAGCAGCGAGGCGGAGAACAAGGCGCAGGCGAAGAAGAAAGCAGUUCCUCGAAAAGCUGCCGGUCAAACAUGGGAGGAUCCUAUUCUUGCUGAGUGGCCCGAAGAUGAUUAUCGGCUCUUUUGUGGUGACCUUGGUAAUGAAGUGAAUGACGAUGUUCUUACCAAAGCAUUUUCACGUUUCCCUUCCUUUAACAUGGCACGGGUUGUCAGAGAUAAACGGACUGGGAAAACAAAGGGCUAUGGUUUUGUAAGCUUUGCCAGUCCUUCUGACCUUGCUGCUGCUCUUAAAGAAAUGAAUGGUAAAUAUGUUGGAAAUCGGCCGAUAAAAUUAAGCAAGAGUAAGUGGAAGGAGAGAACAGAUUUCGAGGCCCUGGAAAAACAGAAGCGCCAAACUCAUAAGAAACCGAAGCUUCCCAGGAAGGGUGUUCUUCACAAGUGAGCUAGGGCCCGAAUCUGUAAAUGAAUCAAGCUGCGUCAAGUAGAACACUCUGUAUUGGAAGCGCAUGCUUCUUCACUGAAUUUUAAUGUACCCAAACCCAAAGUAAAUAAAUCUUUAUCUUAUCCGA